AUGGUUCGAUUAAAACUUCCUCAGCAAAAUGAUGUUAUAAAUCAUUUGAUUCGAGUUUGGGGACUUUCGGCAAAAGUUAGCAAACACGUUUUUUCAUUAUCUAUUAAUAGGUUAGAUGGGUAUUCUAAACUUCAAAAAAUGUUGAAUAAAGAACUUAAUGCAUUAAUAGAGUUAUUUCCCGAUAGCUUUCAGAAUCUCCCGAAUCUUCAUGUAAAUCGGCACCUGGUAGACCAUGCACGUCAGUAUGCAACAUGUAUUAACACAGCAGUUGGAAUAAAAGAAAUGAUACAUAGAAUUUUUAAGUCAAUUGUACCACAUACGAACAAACACAAUCUUGAACUUACACUACUACGGCAAGUUAAUACAUUACAAACACUGAGAUAUUUAGCGGAUGGGGGAAUAGAUGACCGUAUAAGCAACAUGUCACAACAAUUAACAUUUAAAGAAUUAAUUGUCGAACCACAAUUACGUCACUUACUGUCUGGUUGGUGUAUUGAUGAUAAUUUUUCAAUGCACUUAUCAAAAGAAUAUGAACAAGAUAAUUUCACUGAUACUCAUAGCUUUUCACACUUCAAUUGCUCCGAAAUAAAAUUUGGUGUAAGAUGGGAUAAGUAUAAAAUAGAAAAUGCUGGAUUUAUUUCCACUGACCUCGAAAAUAAUGGACUUUUAGAAAGUAUUAUGCAUGCAUAUUCUUCUUACUUUUCUAUGGAACAAUCAUUAUUAAAGACAAAAUUUCGAUAUUAUCAGAGCGUUUCAUAUUCUGUAAUUGAUUCUAAUGGUGACUAUCAAUACGUAAAAUUUCGUGUCGGUGAGGUUGUUGAAACUACUCUGUUUGAUGUUGGGCAGGCUGCAUUUGGAAUGGCUAAAGGGAUAAUUGAACAUAUAUGGAAUGAUGAUCAAGCUUACGUGUUUGUUUACUUAGAAUGGAUGAAAUACCUCAGAAAACUUGACGACUUAUUAGGCUGUUCUCUUUAUCAACUCCAAAGUACUUGUAAUAAUUCCUGGAAUCGAAUUCAUCCAAUUUCCAUCGUAUCAAGGUCACCGGAUGUCCUAUUCAUUCAUAAUUGUCAAUCAAGAUGUUCUCCACAGCGGCAUGACUUUAUGAAUCGUGCUACGGCGAGUCACGUGAUCGAAUUUAGCCAAUCGGGAUAUGGUCAAGGUCACGGUAUCACAAGUUCACGAUUCAGGGUUGGAUUACUAAUACAAUGUGUACGAAAGUCACAGGGACAAGAAAAAUACGAAAUCGACGAACGAUUUGUAACCGAAAGGGUACAACGGUUUUUACACAAACACUUCUACUCUAAUUUCGAAGGUUAUGGAACUCAAGGGUUAUUUUUAUUCUUAGGAUAUGUUUUUUUGAACUCACUUCGUUCCCUUUAUUUUCAGCAAGAAUCUGAAGCUGUAAAAGUUUAUGCUGAAUUUGUAGCUUCAUUUGAAAAAGACGGAAGAGUUGGAAGAACCCUUGUUAAAUGUGAGAUUAUUGUACCUAAGUGUGAGUUCAUUUUCCUAGAACAAUUUACUACUUGCUAUGUAAUGUCUUAUGCUUCGACUACUCCACCAAAAUUAUAUAAGCCACAAGCCUUCGUUCCUGCAUCAGCAACUAAUAAACAAGAAUCGAACAACGAACUGAUACAGGAGGGAGCACAGAAAAAAAUGAGUGAAGAAGAAAUAGAAGAUCGACAGAGGCAAAUCAUGCAAAAUUGGCCGGUGCUGGUGUUUUCAUUAAAAACUAUUGGUAGCAAUCAUUUAUCUACAACAUUACCCUUACGUGAUAAUAUUUCUAAUGCUACUAAUUACGCACCAGAAAUUGAAUCAAAUAAAGCAUUAGAAUUAAGAAAAAGUGGUGAAACUUAUCGUAUUAUGGGCAAAUAUAAAGAGUCACUUGUAGACUUGACUAAAUCAUUAGAUAUUGAACCAAAUAAUGCGUUUGCGCUGAAAAAUCGUGGAGUUACUUAUUAUAAAAUGUCAAAACUUAAAGAAUCACUUGCUGAUUUAAAUAAAUCGUUGGAAAUUGAACCGGAUGAUGCAUUUGCAUUACGCGGUCGAGGAGAUACCUAUC
Messenger RNA from Ambispora leptoticha, 2059 nucleotides. The record is from the annotation of a GenBank genome assembly. Lineage: Eukaryota; Fungi; Glomeromycota; Glomeromycetes; Archaeosporales; Ambisporaceae.